AUGUGUUGGAAACCAAUAGUGGCUGGAAAGAUAGCGCAAUGGCUUUGGUGGUCCACUCUUAUAUUUCUGCUUCUCAGGGCUGCAAAACAAUCUGAUGCACAAAUAGAUUUGGCAAAUAAUCAUAAGAGUGAUCUGAAUGAUAAAAAUAUAUGGUAUUCGGGAAAUAUUAGCGCAACAUCUCUUAAACUACAGCCGAAAACACCCAACGAAUUGAAGAUACCAGAAUGCGAAGAUUCGAUCAACGAUUGUGCAUACGGUGGUAAAUGCGUUGCUGAUCAAAAUGGUUACAAAUCUUGCCUCUGCCCAGCGAGUUGUCCAGCUUCAAUUCCGGUGUCAUGUCGUGCCGGUAGACAAGAUGAUUACUGCAUGUCGAUGAGUGAUGAGUAUAGGGAUAGAUAUCUACUGCCAGAACCUGCCUGUCAUAUGGGCAUUUGUGUUUGUCCUCCAAUGUUUGAUUCUUGGAGACUAGAAGGAGCUAUUGAAUUACUUCCCUUCAAAUGCGAUCGAAGAGAACUAAUAGUGCAGGGACGGGCGCUUCCAUCAGAUUCUGUCUAUCAGGGUACUGAUGCCAGUUUAUUUUGUUGCAUUAAUAUGGAUCCGAGAUCAUUUAUUGAUGACGAUGGGGUGGACUUUAUACAGAAUUCAUCAAUCAUACGUGAGCCAACUAAUACACCGUACGAUGAAGUUUUCACUGACGGCAUUGAACCACCACGUUGCUGGUCACUAGAAAUUAAGAACGCACAGUAUAGUGACAGUGGAACAUACCUUUGUCACGUAAAAACAACUGGUAAACAUGAAAUCAACACUAAUCAUACGAUCAAUUUCUUCGUUAAAGAUCAAGGUAGUCUUCCCACUCGCGAACAUUCAUCGUCCAAACUGAAAUUCCUCGAUCUGCUUGCUGAACGACGAAAGUCCAAGAAAUUUGAGGAGAAAACACCUCGAAUUAUUCAAAAUGUGACGGUGAAAACGAAUGCAACUCAUGCGGAAAUUCGAUGGGAUGCUCAGGAUGAUGGACUAAUGCUGAAGAUUGAUUUCAAAUUAGUGCGACGAACAGAUGGGGUUGAAGUGUGGUCAGACAUUAAUGCAAAAUCUGGCGUAGUCAUUGGAGAGUUGUUACCGGCGACUCCGUAUACAUUAUUUAUAUCGGUUUUCGAUGGUCAAAAUGAACCGUUCAAAAUAACCGAACAUUUCAGAACAUCUGAAAGCGCUCCGGAACCACCAACACUGGGUGAAAUACGUGUUCUCAAUCUUCAAGGUGGUUUGUAUUGUGAAGUUGAGUGGAUGCCUCCGAAAACACCUAAUGGACGUAUCAUUAAAUAUUACGUAACAGUACGAGGACAAAUACGACAUGUUUCGUCUGGAGGAAUUUUAUCAAAUGAUGAUUUUCCAGCAGAGGAGAAAAAUCAAUGCGCUAAUUACAAUAAUAAUGAUAGUAGUUAUACGAGUGCGGAUGCUAUUGCAGACUUUUAUUCGUGUCGUUUUGGACCGCUGAAGCCAAAUCGGAAUUAUACUGCAUUCGUGUGGGCUGAGAAUGGUGUUGGUCGAAGUGAAAAUGCAACUUUUUCUGAACAAUGCAUAACGGACUUUGCACAACCGGAUGCCGUGGAUGCUCCUGCUUCGUUAUCACAAAACGGAACAAUAUUUGCUUUAACAUUCAAUAGCGAACCGGAUGAAGUAAAUGGACCUGUGGCAUGUUAUUACGUUGCAAUUGUCCCACUAGCACAGGACGUUGUUAUUGAGAGUUUGCCGUCACCCGAUUCACUUAUUGUUGAUACAUUCCUGAAAACGAUGAGCAAUAAUUUGCAGAGUGAGCAGCUUAAACAAGGUGCAAAACAGAAACGUUACUUUGCAUAUAUUGCGGAAAGUUAUAUGCAAUAUCCAAAGAGAACACUUAUUGGUGAUGGUAAUACUACAGCUGGUGUAGAACCCUGCAAUGUUUUGUACUUGAGUCGUCAUCGACCAGAGGACCCAGCGUUGAAGCCCGGUUUAAAAUAUACUGGUUUCUUGAUUGCACGCGUUGAUCGUGAUCAUUCUACGCGUAGUGAAUCAUUCCGUCACAGUGAUCCUUUUUUCAUGAAGAGGAAGCGGAGGUGGUUAUAUCAGAACACAGAGAAACGAUUUUUGGGUCGAAGCCGUUGGUUUAGUUAUCGUGAGAAUUCAGAACUUCCACGUCAUUUUCGGUCAUCACGACAGUUAAUUGUUAGUGGUCCAGCAUAUGGCUUCAGCGGAUAUUUUAAGCCCGUAAUUUUAGAAGCUUUUGAUGAGCAGUGGGUUCAAUCAUGGAUGACGGUACUGUUCAGUGUGCUUUCUUUGGUUUUGUUCAUUAUGCUAGUCUCCUCAUUUGUUACCUAUAUUUUGCACAGGCGUGGAAUGAUAAAACAGCUAUGUCCGAUGAAUAAGGAUCGCAUACUUCUUAAGCCUCAUUUUCAUGCAACACUCGUUGAUGAUCUACCGGAAGAGUAUGCUAUUAGACGUCGUGACAGCAAUUACCUAUGCAUUUCCGAGUUUGAUGCUUUGCCAAAUUAUCGUUCAAUGGAGUCGAGUGCUUCGGAACGCCUCGAGAAUGCCCACAAAAAUCGUUACAAUGAUAUAAAGGCAUUCGAUGCUACACGUGUCAAGUUACCAGUUAUUGGAAAUGAUCCGUCAACUGACUACAUCAACGCAAAUUUUGUCAAGGGAUACAAAGGUCGAAAAAUGUUCAUUGCAUCGCAGGGUCCGCUAGAUGCCACUACGGAUGACUUCUGGCGUAUGAUUUGGGAGCAUAAAGUGCGGGUUAUUGUCAUGGUCGCCAAUCUAUAUGAGAGAAACCGGUGUCAGUGUGCGAAGUACUGGCCGGAUGAUGGGCCAAAGAUAUAUGAUAAAUUGGAAGUUCGUCCAGUUGAUUCGAUUUACUAUUCUGAUUAUGCAAUACGCAAUUUCGAAGUUCGUCGAAUCCAACCAACGAUAGCGAAUGGUUCUCUCUCCGGAAGUCCUGCAAUCAUUUUGUAUGAAGUUCCGAGUACUACCGAUACAACUGUCGAUCCUUCUGCGGUCAUUGUAAAUAUAAAAUCCCGUUCAUCAUCAGUGCGUGGUUCGAUUGAUUCCAUUCUUAAUGAAAUGUCUUCGAAUUCAAAAAGAAAUUCACGAUGUAGCAAUAGCAAUAUACAGUUAAAUGACGUUCAUUUAGAAACGGAAUUUGUUACUAAAACACCAGAAGUGCGCCAUGUUGUACAAUAUCACUAUACCUCAUGGAACGACCUACAAGCACCGGAAUGUACUACCGGUUUGCUAAGAUUUUUAUCGAAAUUACGCAAACUGGACGAUUAUAUUCGUGGUCCUGUUGUCGUUCAUUGCAGUGCUGGUGUAGGUCGUACAGGUACGUUUAUUGCAAUUGAUAGUUUGUUGGACCAAUGUAUUGAGGAGGGUAAAGCAGAUGUUUUUGGUUUUGUGUCAGAAAUGAGGAAGCAACGAAAUACUAUGGUUCAGAAUGCUGAGCAGUAUCUUUUUAUUUACAAAGCGUUAGCUGAAUGGUAUAUGUUUGGUGAAACUGACAUCGAAGUAAGCCAAUUUCAUGAACAUUACCGUACACUGAACGAGCCACAACUCCGCAAACAGCAGCCACCGGCUAAUCGGUCAGGAUUUGUUGUUGUAAAGCGAUCAACCCCAAAGUUGCGUCAAAUUAACAAUGAUACCUCUAACUUGGAGAAAAUGCCGACUGCAAUGGAAACUGAAUACAAGAAACUGGAGCACACGCUUGAACCGCGUCGGACAUGUAAUUUUGCAUAUAAGCCGGAGAAUGCAGGAAAGAAUCGUUUUGAGAAUGCUGUUCCAUUUGAUCACUGUCGUAUCGUUUUACCAGUUAUUAUUGGAAGUGUUAACGAUUCAACUUAUAUUAAUGCUUCUUUAGUCAAGGGUUACUUUUAUCCUUACAUCCUAGCGCAAGAUCCAAUGGAUGAGCAAACAUGCUACGAUUUUUGGUGUAUGAUUGGCGAACAAAAUUCACGAGCUGUUGUAAUGUUGUCAUCUGAAGCCGAAUUUAUGCCAGCUGAAAAAUACUGGCCGAGUGAAGUAGGACGAAUAAAAACGUUCGGACGAGAUGGUGAAGUGUCAAUCAAAUUAAUAGGAGAAGAGUUAUUUCCAACAUUUGCCUUUCGAAAAUUUACCUACAAGUUUGCAAAAGAAAAAACAUAUCGCGAGGUGAUACAAUAUGCUUACCUGUGCUGGCCGGGAGAUAAAGUACUGCCGGAAUCGAGUGAAUCGAUAAUUGAUUUAAUAAGUCGAGUGCUUUCCUUACAAAGUGACCAUCAAGAAGCCGGCCCCAUUAUUCUACAUUCAAGAGACGGAUCGUUCAAAACGGGUCUUUAUUGUUGUGUGUCGUUAUUACUCGAAAGGCUUAAAGCGGAAAAUCAUGUCGAUGUAUUUCAAACUGUUCGAAGUUUGCAACAGAAAAGACCACUUAUGUUCACGAAAUUUGAACAAUAUGCUUUUUGCUAUAAAGCUGUGAUCGAUUAUCUGGAUACAUUUAACAACAAAGCUACAGUUAAUUAA
Cercopithifilaria johnstoni is the source of this 4527-nucleotide messenger RNA. Lineage: Eukaryota; Metazoa; Nematoda; Chromadorea; Rhabditida; Onchocercidae. The record is from the annotation of a GenBank genome assembly.